Molecule: messenger RNA, 3100 nt
Organism: Salmo salar (Atlantic salmon)
Lineage: Eukaryota; Metazoa; Chordata; Actinopteri; Salmoniformes; Salmonidae
Product: carbohydrate sulfotransferase 15
Biological process (GO): hexose biosynthetic process
Molecular function (GO): N-acetylgalactosamine 4-sulfate 6-O-sulfotransferase activity
Source: RefSeq, a predicted model, not a curated record
CGAGAGAAGAGAGAAGCCCCUCUCUAUGAUUCAGAAAGGUCGUUCACUUCGAUCCAGCCCGGAAGACAAGACACAGCACACGCUGCCACAACACAAAAGACGCACAUAUCGAAGAAGGACACUGAAGUUGUAGCCAUGGUAUGGACUGUCAAAAGAUGAAAAUGAAAUCAGAAGGACCAUUGAAUAUCAGUGCAUUUAUCCGUUGUUGUCUAACCGAUAUGGAAUUAUAUCCGCUGAUCGCUAGAACACUUGUUUAACGCCGACUCGUGUUGAACCGACUUCCAAGAGGACUUCAUGGUCUCCAGUAGUGGUUGAGGAGGUGGUCUGUCUGCACGCAGCAUCCCACCCCCAGCAUGGAUGAUCCUCCUGGGCCACAACCACCAUACUCUUCCUCCCAUCUCACUGGCUCCACCACCACCACCUCUCCUCCUCCUCCUCCACCACCCAGUCUCUGAGGCUGAGUAAACCUAGCCGGGCCUCCACCACCACCCCACCACCCAGACCCAACCACCCCACCACCACAGUGGGUCUUCAGACCUAGGCAGCCCACCAUCACCCCACCACCCAGACCCAACCACCCCACCACCCAGACCUAGCCAGCCCGCCACCACCCCACCACCACAGUGGGUCUUCAGACCUAGGCAGCCCACCAUCACCCCACCACCGCAGUGGGUCUUCAGACCUAGGCAGCCCACCAUCACCCCACCACCCAGACCUAGCCAGCCCACCACCACCCCACCACCCAGACCUAGCCAGCCCGCCAUCACCCCACCUCUCUGUCACCAUGACACACAUGGACUACGAAUACACCCUGCUGGGUUCCCCGAUGGAGGACUACAGGAAGAGACCUCUGAAACUACAGGUGGACGACAGCCCCAUGAGCCUGUUUGCCGUUCUGGAGGUGAAACGUGACCCUCUCCACCGACUCUGGCCGUGGUGCACCCUGGGAUGUGGUACGAGCACCCUGACCUGCUUCAGGAAGGUUAAACUGUACAGCUUCCUGUUCGGCCUCACCGUCAUGUUCCUCAUCAUGGCUUCCUAUAUCCUCACUGGGGACAAGAAGGGCCUCCUCUUGACCCCGUCCCCAUAUCAUUUCUCUAUGGUCCCUAACUCGGGGUCCGGGGCUGGGCCCUACCCCUUUAAUAUGUCUUCUGCCAAGGACUAUGCUACCAUUAAACUUGUGGUGAAGAACAUAGCGUCCAAAGUGGAGUUCAGUACUACUAGACAGCUGCCAGAACGCAAGGCACUAAUACACAGUGAGCCACAUAUGUUUUCCGUUAUCCCCCACAAGUUUCUUCCCAACGUCAAGAACCCAUGUUGGUACGAGGAACACACUGGGAAUAUCACCAGGGACCCUUACAGGACAAACCUUUACGCCCGGUACUCCCACCGCUUCAGAACCGUGUUUGAGUACCUGAGGAAGGCUUUCCGAGAACACUUGUACCGCCGCGGGGGGAAAUACUACCGCAUGCGUUGCCUACCUUACUUCUACAUCAUAGGCCAGCCUAAGUGUGGCACCACAGACCUGUAUGAUAGGUUGCAGCUGCACCCGGAGGUUAGGUUCACCACUUUCAAAGAGCCUCACUGGUGGACCAGGAAAAGGUUUGGUAUAAUCCGUCUGAGUGAGGGAUUCCAUGACCGUUACCCAGUAGAAGACUAUUUGGAUCUGUUUGACCUGGCAGCCUAUCAGAUUCAAGACAACCUGAUGGGAAACGCCCACUCCGGAGCCCCAGAGCAACACAACAUCAUCAUAGGAGAGGCCAGUGCGUCCACCAUGUGGGACAACAAUGCCUGGGCGUAUUUCUAUGACAACUCGACUGAGGCGGAGGCGGAGCCACCCUUCCUCAUCCAGGACUUUAUCCACACCCUUCAGCCUGACGCAAGGUUCAUCGUCAUGCUCAGAGACCCUGUAGAGAGGUUGUACUCCGACUAUCUCUACUUUGGGAUCACUAAUAAGUCUGCGGAGGAUUUCCAGGACAAGGUGUCAGAGUCUCUCCAGCUGUUUGAAGGGUGCCUGACAGAGUACACCAUGCGCUCCUGUGUGUACAACACUACGCUCAACAACGCCAUGCCAGUCAGGUUGCAGGUGGGCCUGUACAUAGUCUACAUACUAGACUGGUUGACAGUCUACAGUAGAGAACAGAUUCUGGUCCUACGGCUUGAAGAUCACGCUUCCAACAGGAAAUACACAAUGCACAAAGUCUUUGACUUCCUCAACUUGGGUCCGUUGACGGUGCAGAAGGAAGCAGAGAUCACUAAAAGUCCCGCCUCCAACACACGACGGCCAGCAGAUAAGAACCUAGGACCCAUGCUCCCCGUAACCAAGGAGAUACUGAGGGACUUCUACACUCCGUUCAACAUGAAACUGGCCAAGGUGCUCCGCAACGACUCCUUCAGAUGGGACAAUUAUUCAAAACUCAUAUAAAUACUUUUUUUUUAAUGGGGAAACCAUUCAAAACUCAUGUCAAGACUUGUUUUAAUGGGGAAACCAUUCAAAACUCAUGUCAAGACUUGUUUUAAUGGGGAAACCAUUCAGAGCUCAUAUAAAGACUUGUUUUAAUGGGGAAACCAUUCAAAACUCAUAUAAAGAUUAGUUUUAAUGGGGAAACCAUUCAGCACUCGUAUAUCCCAGUCAAUGUUCCAUCUACAUUUUUUGUGGCACUGUGCAGAUCUCAGGUCUGCUGAGCGCAACCUUGAACUUUGUGAAAAUUCUGUGCAACUUCCAGCGUGCGUUCACUGUGAACACUGAGGCUGUACCCGCUUUAAGUUACAGUUUUAACAGUGGCCAAGUAGGCUACUGUGGCUAUUUGAUCAUAAUGUAGGUCUACCAGAGUGGCCUACUAUCAAAACAAUGGAUAAAAUGCAUCCCAUAACAUGUUAACAUGGAAAUAACUGUUCUAUCAUUCAGUCUACAGUAGCAGCCAAUGUGUGGUGUUCAAUGCCUACAUUCCAUCAGACUUUUGAAGAGAAAAAACAUGCAGUAUUUGACAUUAACCUGUUGAUCCGCUUGUCCUUCAGACAAGGAGGUGACUGAAAAUGUUGUUGUGUUGUUUGAUGCAAGAAACCACUUUCCAAAAUAAAAUCCAUUAAUAUUCCCAUA